AUGUGGUUUUCUCAUCCUGAUUUCUUGAGAAUGGUGGAAGAUUCUUGGAAGUCUCCGGUUUAUGGUAAUUUGGAUUUUAUUUUUCCUUAUAAAUUGAAAAGGUUGAAGGAGGCAAUCAAAUUGGGGAAUCAAACGGUCUUUAGAAAUGUUAAUGCUAGGCUGAAACAAGCUCAACUUAAGUUUGAAGUGGCUUGUAGGAAUUCUGAUGAGGAUCCUUUAAAUACUUCUAAAUUGAACAUUAUGAAGGAUUCUCUGGUGGCGGUUCAAGAUGUUCGUAUGCAACAUCUUACUAUGUUGAAACAAAAGGCUCGUAAUAGGUGGAUUUUGGAGGGUUCUAGUAACACUUCUUUUUUUCACAUCAAUAUAAACAUUCGAAGGAGCGCAAAUACAAUCUCGGAGUUGGUUACUGAAGAUGGUGUGACUAUCUCAGAGCCUAUUCAGCUUCGUGACCAUGUGGUUUCUUAUUAUGAGUCGAAGUUCAAUGGUGUGGAGCUUCCUAUUGAGGAUAAUCUCUUUGAUUAUGAGCAUGAGUCCAUUUCUUUGACUGAAAGGCAGAUGUUGGAUGCCAUUCCUUCUUUGGAUGAAAUUAAAUCAGCAGUUUUUGAUUUAGGUGCGGAUAGUGCUCCGGGUCCGGAUGGUUUCUCAGGGUGUUUUUAUAGACAUUGUUGGGAUAUAAUUCAGCAGGAUCUUCAUUCGGCUAUUGUUUAUGCUUGGACUUCUAAGUCAAUUCCGAAGGGUUCGAAUUCUAGCCUAAUUAUUUUGAUUGCUAAGGUUAGAGGUGCGGAUAGCUUGAGGAAAUAUAGACCUAUCGGUCUAAGCAAUUUCUUCUUCAAGAUUUUCACUAAAAUUCUGGCUACUAGACUUGGUCGGGUGUUGGAUAAGUUAGUAUCAGAGGAGCAGAAAAUUCUGGAGUCAGCGCGUAUAUCUAUUCUUCUCAAUGGUAGCCCGGAAGGUUUUUUCAAAAUUAAUAGAGGGUUGCGUCAAGGGGAUCCUCUUUCGCCUCUUAUUUUUGUUUUGACUGAGGAUGUUCUUAGUAGAAACAUCACAAAACUAUUUCAAAACAAGGAUAUGUCUCACCUGGGAAAUAUGAAGAGCUUGAGAAGUUUGGUGAAGUUGCUAGAUUCUUAUCAGCAAGCUUCAGGUCAGCGUGUUUGUAGAGAGAAUAGCAAAAUUUACUUUGGUGGUGGCUCUUUGAGUAGACGUUAUACCAUUGCUGCUUUUCUAGGGAUGGAAGUUACGCAUUUUCCUGAUCGUUAUUUGGGGGUGAAAGUUAUGCCUGGUGCGGUGAGAUAUCAUCAUAUUAGCAAUGUGGUGGAUAAGCUUAAAGAGCAGCUUUCGGUUCUGAAAGUGGCCGGUGAAAUUCAUUCAGCAAAUCCUGUGGAGGAGGGUGGUCUUGGAAUCACUAGUUUAAAAACUAUGAACAAGGCUUUGCUUAUGAAGCUUUGGUGGUCUAUUAAAUCUUCUUCUAAGAAGUAG
Messenger RNA from Papaver somniferum (opium poppy), 1476 nucleotides. RefSeq lists its product as uncharacterized. The record is from RefSeq and is a predicted model, not a curated record. Lineage: Eukaryota; Viridiplantae; Streptophyta; Magnoliopsida; Ranunculales; Papaveraceae. The coding region runs from base 1 to 1476 and encodes 491 amino acids. The transcript has 5 exons.